AAACAACGUGUUUAAAUACAUGCGGCUUGUGUAAGGAAAAAAAUCUUAUUUUACAAAAUAUUUAGCAUUAUUUAUAGUUUUAGUCCCAGUUGUAGGGAAGGGAUUUCGGAAUAUCUUACAUUAAAAAUCCCCUUAUUUUUUUUCUUUUAUACAUCUUUCUAAUAAUUAUAUUAGAAUUAUCUUAUUGUUAAUGAUCUAUAAUUAAUGUUAAAAUAUGAUUAAUGCAAGCGGAUUUUUUUUAAGAAGUGCUCUUAAUUUAAAAAAAUACACCCGAAGUUUUGUUUGGAGUACCUCACAUGACUAUGUUAUUGUUGGUGCUGGCUCUGCAGGUUGUGUUUUGGCCAACCGUUUAUCUGAAGAUCCCAACAACAGAGUAUUGUCAUUAGAAGCAGGUCCACAAGAUGCAUGGUGGAAUUGGAAAAUACAUAUGCCAGCUGCUAUGGUUUACAAUUUGUGCAAUGACAAGUACAAUUGGUAUUAUCAUACUGUACCACAAUCUCACAUGAAUGACAGAGUUAUGUACUGGCCACGUGGUAGAGUCUGGGGUGGAUCAUCAGCUCUUAAUGCCAUGGUUUAUAUUCGUGGACAUCCACAAGAUUAUGAUCGAUGGGAAAAAGAAGGCGCAGCAGGAUGGUCAUAUAAAGACUGUUUACCAUACUUUAAAAAAUCACAAACCCAUUCAUUGGGAGAAAAUCAUUAUAGGGGUGGAAAUGGGCCACUUCAUGUAACAAGAGGUUCAAUGGAAAACCCUCUUUUUCAAGCAUUUCUGGAUGCAGGACAGCAAGCUGGUUAUCCAUACACUGAUGAUGUUAAUGGCUAUCAACAAGAAGGUGUUGGUCCUUUUGAUAGAACUAUUUACAAAGGAAAAAGAUGGAGUACUUCUCAAGCUUAUCUGCGACCUGCUCUAAACAGACCAAAUUUAAAAGCCCGUCAUAAAGCUUUUACUUACAAAAUAAUAUUUGAUGGUACAAAAGCACUAGGUGUAGAGUAUGUUUAUGGCUCAGAGAUUCGGAGAGCAAAAGCAAAUAAGGAAGUAAUUUUAUCAGGAGGUGCCAUUAACACACCUCAUUUACUUAUGUUGUCUGGUGUUGGAGAUGCUAAAGAACUUGCUAAGCAUGGCAUCCCUGUAGUUGCUCAUUUGCCAGGAGUUGGUAAGAAUUUGCAAGAUCAUCUUGAAGUAUAUAUUCAAAAUCGCUGCAUUCAGCCUGUGACUUUAUACAAGCAGACACGUUUAUGGAAUAUGCCACUUGUUGGUGCAAAGUGGCUUUUUGCAAAAAAAGGAGAGGGAAGCACAAGUAGUAUGGAGGCAGGUGGGUUUAUUCGAACGCGCAAAGAAGUACCUCAUCCUGAUGUACAGUUGCAUUUUUUGCCUUUUGCUGUUAAAGACCAUGGAAGACAGUAUCCGGACGGACAUGCAUAUCAAGUUCAUGCUGGAACAAUGCGAGCAACAAGUCGUGGAUAUAUUGCUCUUAAAUCUCGUCAUCCUUAUGAUCAUCCUCUUAUUAAUCCAAACUACCUUUCUACCAAUGAGGAUAUUAUUGAUAUGAGGGAAUGUGUUAAAUUAUCACGUGAAAUUAUGGCACAAGAUGCCUUUUUGCCAUUCAGAGGAGACGAGUUGUUACCAGGCGUCAACGUAAAAACAGAUUUAGACAUUGAUAACUUCAUUAGAGCACAUGGAGAAUCUGCUUAUCACCCAUCAUGCACUUGUAAAAUGGGACAAGAUAAAGAUCAAAUGGCUGUAGUAGAUAACGAAACUCGUGUGAAAGGAAUCGAAAACUUGCGUAUUGUCGAUGCAUCUAUUAUGCCAUCAAUUAUCAGUGGUAAUCUAAAUGCACCAGUAAUUAUGAUGGCAGAAAAAGCAGCCGAUUUAAUUCUUGGUAAAAAAUCUCUCCCACAAAUCCCUCUAAAUGAAUUUUCUUCAACUUCUUCGAUCAACAAUAAUACUAUUAAGAACUAAAGAAUACAAAAGGUUUUUAUAUCAAACUCUAUGUCAAUUCAAGCGCGCUUUAGAGAUAUUUGGUUAGUUAGCAUACAAAAAUAUUGUAUUAGAAACCAUAAAUCUAUACUUUUUAUCCGCAAUUGACGUACUGUCACUUUUUUUUUUUUUGCAACAGUAAAAUUAAAGUUUUUUUAUUUCCUGUUUUUAUUAACUAAUGUGCAUUAAACUCAUCGAGUUUUCAAGAAUGCUGUUGAAAUUUAUGCGUUUUUGAUAAUUGCUUAGGGGAAUAAAUUUUCUGUUUACAAUAAGAAUUUUCAGUAUUUUUUGUUCUUUUUGUUUAUUUGUGUUAAUCAGUACAUAGUUGAGUCUUGUUAUAAUUCUUUUUAAAUUUUUUUUGCAGUUAUAUCUAUAAAUGUAAUCAAGUUUGCCAUUUAAUGCCAACUGACCAUUUAAUUCUAAUACUUGUAAAUAAACAGUCCGUUGUCGUUUUCCGCUCUUGAUAAGAGUUACCAAUACUAAGAACACAAUCGUAGCUUUUUUAA
Molecule: messenger RNA, 2481 nt
Organism: Hydra vulgaris (swiftwater hydra)
Lineage: Eukaryota; Metazoa; Cnidaria; Hydrozoa; Anthoathecata; Hydridae
Product: choline dehydrogenase, mitochondrial
Molecular function (GO): flavin adenine dinucleotide binding; choline dehydrogenase activity
Source: RefSeq, a predicted model, not a curated record